CAAAUUUAACUAUGUAUUUCAAUCUUCCGCUUAACAAAGUGAAUCGAAAAUUUCCAAUGAAAUGGAUGUCCGGAUCAAAUAUCCGUUUAAACACUUCCUGAAAGAAGGAAUUAUUUCGAAGCCUAUGAAGAAAAGAACCGAAGUAAACAAUGAUAGCCCCACAAAUACAGAUGAUACUGGAGGGCCGAAGGACGACGUGAAUGCUUUAGUGAUGUCAAGUGAUGAUCAAAUUCAAAUUAAAUACAGAAAACAACAAAGGAUAAUUAAAGGGUUAGUCAAAUUUAGAUACUUGAUCGAUCUUAAACACAAACCUGAAGAAUUAAUUAAUGUUUAAACACACAUAGGUCAAUAGUUGACAGAUAUCCUAAAUCAAAUAAAAGUUUAAUUGAAAAACACUGUUUCGGAGUACAACCAGGUUUAUCACAAACUGAGAUAACUGCAGAACUAAUUCGAUACGCGCAAAUGGUCAGUAAAAUACAAGAAGCUAACCCACAACUUUUUCUACGAAAAUGUUAAUAAGGAAAAAUUAUGGGACAAUUAUUGCCCGUUAGCAUUGCGUACAUACACAAGGACUUUUUGCCAACAUUACCCGUAAAAUACUUAUCAAUGGUAAUUUGUAAAGUGACAGACUCCAAUUUGAAAUAAACUAGAAUACUGAUAAUAA
Schistosoma spindalis is the source of this 664-nucleotide messenger RNA. Lineage: Eukaryota; Metazoa; Platyhelminthes; Trematoda; Strigeidida; Schistosomatidae. The record is from the annotation of a GenBank genome assembly.